Molecule: messenger RNA, 1284 nt
Organism: Pogona vitticeps (central bearded dragon)
Lineage: Eukaryota; Metazoa; Chordata; Lepidosauria; Squamata; Agamidae
Gene: PERCC1
Product: proline and glutamate rich with coiled coil 1
Source: RefSeq, a predicted model, not a curated record
GCAGACCUAAUAGGGCGAAUCAGCAGGAAUAACACUCGAAAAUCCCCCAGGAAGUGGGCCAUUAAGGUGAGCCCUAUCUCCUCUCCUCCCCGGCUCCUUGUCUGCUGUGUUCUCCGGUUGCCGGGCACUAAAGCAAACCAGAGUUUUGUUUACCGAGCCUGCGAUUACAAUACAGCCACCAAAUAUUUGCUAGUUCCUCCGUUCUCCCGGCUCCACUAUAAAUACUUCUGCCCCACCUGGGCGCUGGUAUAGGAGGAAGGAGGGGGCUUGAGCGGCCGGCCGAUCAGGUGGUUCUGUCUAGAAAAAGCCGAGCGGGAGGAGUUUAAAAAUGGCUGCCGGGGUCAUCCAAAGCCUGAGCAAGUUCAGGCUCGCGCCAGGCUUCCAGCAUCUUUUCCUCUCCAGCACCACCAGCCAGGAGAUGGCUUUGCACGACUCGUCAGAGGAGGAAGAAAUGGAAGAGGAAGAGGAGGAAGCAGAGGAAGAAGAAGUGGAAGGAGGAGGAGGAGGAAGAGGAGAGGAAAUGGAAGCCACAGAUGAUGAUCCGGAGGGCCACGGUCCUCGUGGAAAGCAAGAGACCCCCACUGUGGCUGCUGACCUAAGCGGCGCAGAAAUGACCGCACAGCUCCUUCGGUUUGCCGAGCGCGUCAGCGAGGACAUCCAGAGAUACUUUGGCAGGAAAAGCCAAGACGACGACUCGGAGGCCUGCAAUAUCUACGAGGACCGGGGUUCCCCCCAGCUGUCAGGGCGCCUGUUGUACUACACGGAUCUGGUCCAGAUUUCUCAGAGCAGAGCGCCGGAGGAAGACAACGAGGACGACGAGGACCUUCCUCCUGCCUCGACGCCAACGUGGAGGUCUCUGGGGAGCAAGGCGGAGGAGGAUGAGAGGCUGGGACCCUUGGCCGAGCUCUUUGAAUAUGCCUUGUGCCGGUACGCCAAGCCCCAAGCCCUGCACGACCCCGAGAAGCUGAGGAUGGAGAGGAAGUACGGCCAUCUCUCCCCCAUGCACGGCAGGAAGCUCCCCCAGUCCUUCUGGAAAGAGCCAGCCUUCAGCCCCAUCGGCGUCCUCGGCAGCAACCCUCCCGAUUUUAGCGAUCUUUUGGCCAACUGGACGUCCGAAACCAGCCAGGAGGAACUUCAUGCCAGCUGAGGGCAUGGCGGCCAUGAGGGGAACCGGAAAGAGGACGACACGCAUCACUGUGGUGGUUUACGAGGGUCCAGAAGCGUGGGAACCCCUUUCUUUCUCCCGCACUGGCUAAGUACGUUUGGUACUUAAAAAUCCCCAUC